Molecule: messenger RNA, 3966 nt
Organism: Ictalurus furcatus (blue catfish)
Lineage: Eukaryota; Metazoa; Chordata; Actinopteri; Siluriformes; Ictaluridae
Product: cytosolic carboxypeptidase 4
Exons: 24
Coding region: 365-3718 (1117 amino acids)
Biological process (GO): proteolysis; C-terminal protein deglutamylation; protein side chain deglutamylation
Molecular function (GO): metallocarboxypeptidase activity; zinc ion binding
Source: RefSeq, a predicted model, not a curated record
AUUCCAAACUUUUAAACCAGAUCCAUUCAGAAGGCCACUGCGAGGUCACGGGAGAGACGUUAUACCCUCCAGCAUGAUGCAUCAGAGCUAAAAUAGAAGAACGGCAAUCCUCAGAGGAUCUCCAUGGGUUUGAACCCGAGGCCUGCAACCGUAACCACAACAUGGCUGCCGAUGCUGAUGUCACCGAGACGCAUUUUCAUCACGGUGGUAAAACCUGAGCCAGACCACUUUUUUUUAAAACGAGGCUUUAAAUUUAAACGUGGCUUUGAAACGAGUGUGUGAGCUCUCGUGCAUCAGUGACCGAGUGUACAGCUUCAGCUUCACAGCAGGAAAGUGAGUUCAUUUUAAAAUUAAUUUAUACAACAUGGCCGCCAUCGUGGCUGAAGAGGAUACGACGACGCAAGUUGCUCCGACGUGGAGCUUCCGCAAAGUGUCUUUGUUCCGGAAGCUGAGAGAACAUCUGACGUCACGAUCCAAAGUCUCCAUGGCGUCCCCCUGCUCCAGCGGACUCGAGGUUCUCCUCUCUACUCUGGAGAACGCUGGAGACAUUGAGAACAUGCUGAACGUCCUCAACGUGCUGGAUGAACUUCUCUCUGCAGGUACAGCCCGGCGUAUUAACUAUAUGAUCUCUAAAGGAGGAAGUGAAGCUCUUCUCUCAGCGCUGGUGAAAACGUCUCAGUGCUCGAGUCCAAACUUCACACUGCUGCUGUCCAUACUACACCUCCUCGCUAAGGUGGGACACAGAGACCGUAUGAUCGGGGUGAAAGCGGAGAAAGCCGGCGCCGUUUUACUGAUACUCAGUCUUUUACGGCAAAACUGGGAAAAUGUCAGGAGGGCGGUGGCGUGUCUGUGGGUCAUCACCACCUUCUGCUCCUCCAUUUCCACUGCCAUGCUGUUAGGUGAGAAUGGAGCUCUGGACGUUGUGUUUAAGCUGAUAACACCACCUGCUGCAAAACACACUCGCACAGUCAAGGCCGCUGUCCUCGCCUUCUCCGCUCUGUUAUCCUCAAAGGAUAAUGUCCGCCUGGCGGUGGGGAAAGGGUACAUCUCGGGCUUGUUGAGAGUUUAUGAAGACUGGCACACGCAGGAUUCGAGGAACGAGCAUGUCGCCGUACGCAGGGCGUUCCUCCACUGCCUGCACAGUGCCGCCAAAACCAGCGCCGGGAGACACGCCCUCGUUUCUGCGGGAGGAGUCGCUGUGCUGUAUAACACCACACAGGCGUGUUUGUUGACGAAGGACUCAGAGUCUCUGGUGGAAAGUGCAGUUCAGCUCAUGAGGAAAUGUCUCCCAAAACUUCCUCUACCUUUAAGUUCGGAUCGCAGCACCUACAGCUUCCUACUUCCUGGAAAAACUGAGGAGGCCUGGGAAUCUGACUCAGGAGCCAAUGAUGUAAACAAUGAAGAUGACAGUGAUGAUGAACAAGAAAUCGAACAGCCUGAAUGCCACGAUUUCGAGGAUGAUUUGGAGACGGAUGUGAAUAAGCUGAAGGCUCGGCCGGAUCCGGAUCGGCCAAAGGAGCAACUGGUUCAGUACGCACACUUCUGCCCUGAACUCCAUCACAACUUCCAGGAUCUGGACUCGGGCUCUGAGCGAGAUGCGAGCUCCGACGACAACGUCAAAGUCCAGAGUGGAAGAAAAUCCAAAACAUUGUCCGAUAACCGAUCGUCUCCGUCUUCACCCGGAGAGAAGCAAGAAGAGACGGAGCUGAAAGCCCGGGAUUUCCAUAGUCGCUUCCUGAACUGCUCGGGAAUUCAACAGGAAGCCCGUAACAGCAUGUUGGACAGACUUUUGGAGAAAUACGCCGCCUCAAUUCCCCAUCACGAUCCUCGGCUUUACAGCGGUGCGGCUGCUCACACUAAAUCCAUCGCCACGUUCUCCAUUUUGGCUUUUCCGGAUUUCUGGGGACAUCUUCCUCCGGCCGGGCUCCAGCGCAUGGCUCACAGGAAACCUCACAUCCAGAGAAAGAAAGUUUUUGAAGACAUCCAGCGCCUCCUCUGUCCUGAUGACGUCAUCAGUAAAGUCGUUUUUGAUAUUGAAGAGCCCAGUCCUCAUUGUUCCAACAAAGCUCCAGCAGACUCUCUUCGUUUCUUCUCCAAGUUUGAGAAUGGGAACUUAAGGAAAGCUGUUCACAUCCGCAGAUACGAGUAUGAUUUGAUCGUUAACGCCGAUGCGAACACGUCGGCUCAUCAGCAGUGGUUUUAUUUUGAGGUCAGUGGAAUGGCGGCGAACGUUCCGUACCGCUUCAAUGUCAUCAACUGUGAGAAAAGCAACAGCCAGUUCAACUACGGCAUGCAGCCCGUGUUGUAUUCAGUAAAAGAGGCACUUGAGGGAAGACCUCAGUGGGUUCGAACGGGAACUGAGAUCUGCUACUAUAGGAAUAAUUUCCGGCCGUGUGAGGGUCACGGAGGUCGCUGCUUUUACACUUUGACCUUCACCGUCACCUUUAGGCACGAGGACGAUGUGUGUUACCUGGCCUAUCAUUAUCCGUACACCUUCGCCACGCUGCAGUCUCACCUCCAGAUGCUGCAGCGCUCUCUCGACCCGCGGAAGAUUUUCUUCAGACAGCAGACGCUGUGUAACACUCUCGGGGGAAACGCCUGUCCUCUGAUCACCAUCACGGCCACGCCCACCUCACACACCUCUAAACACCUGCACCAGCUCCGGAACAGGCCGUGUGUGUUCCUGACAGCGAGGGUGCAUCCCGGUGAGUGUAACUCCAGCUGGGUGAUGAAGGGAACGCUGGAGUUCCUGUGCAGCGACGACGCCGUGGCCGAGAGUCUGAGAGAAACGUUCAUCUUCAAAAUCAUCCCCAUGCUGAACCCUGACGGAGUGAUACACGGCAACCACCGUUGCUCUCUCAGUGGUGAUGAUCUGAACCGUGAGUGGAUGAAGCCGAGUCUCGUCCUCAGUCCCACCGUCUAUCACGCGAAAGGACUGCUGUAUUACCUCUGCAGCAUCGGCAAAACACCACUGGUGUUCUGUGAUUAUCACGGUCACUCGAGGAAGAAGAACGUGUUUCUGUACGGUUGCAGUGUGAAGGAGACGCUGUGGCAGUCCGGCUCUCCCAUUAACACCGCUUCACUUAAAGAGGAUCCGGGAUACAGAACGAUCGCUAAAACUCUGGACCGAAUCGCUCCGGCGUUCUCCUUCAACAGCUGUAAUUUUUUGGUGGAGAAGUCGCGGGCGUCGACGGCACGCGUGGUGGUCUGGAGGGAGAUGGGUGUUUUACGCAGCUACACCAUGGAGAGCACCUACAACGGCUGCGAUCAGGGUAUCUACAAGGACCUGCAGACGGGGACGCGUGAGUUGGAGGAGACGGGGAUGAAGUUCUGUCAGAGUCUCCUCACUCUGAGGAAAAACUCCAUUAACUACAACAGCCGCCUCAUCGAGCAGGCAGCCGCCAUCUUAGACCUGGACAACGGCCUGAUGGACCACAAAUCCCACAACUGCUUCGAGGACGACGAGCCUCCAUGCGUGGAGGACAUCGAGUACUCGUCCUACGGCGAGAUCUACAGCGCCACCGAGCUGGACGAAGAGGUCGACGGAAACACGUCCAGCGCCGACGAGGACGAGGACGGGGAAGAUCGCGGCAGGAAAUCCCGGCACAGGAAGUCGGCUGUGUUCCCUCACGCCUGCCAUCAGGAUUCCUUAGAGACUCUGAGCCUGAAGAGCAGCAACAGCAACAGCAUCGACAUCAACAACACGUACCUGAGCUAGAGGAAAACGAGUUUAAUGAGAAUAUUUACGCGAUACGUUCCUGACCCGAGCUUUAACGAGGAAAAAAUAUCACCAGCUAACAAGCAACAGAAAUAUUACAUAUAUUCAUAUUAAUAUAGCUUAGUGAGGGUAAGUUAACUUCACUUACAAUAAUAGACUUCAGUAUAAAUAAGUAAAAAUAAGAAAGUAUCGUUACUUAAGUAGAACGUUCCUUGUUAUGCGAUAUCAGAUUUACAGUAUAGCUAAGU